Molecule: messenger RNA, 4281 nt
Organism: Peronospora matthiolae
Lineage: Eukaryota; Oomycota; Peronosporomycetes; Peronosporales; Peronosporaceae
Source: the annotation of a GenBank genome assembly
AUGCGGAAGUGGAACUGGGGUCACUUGUUUGUUAUUACUAUCAUCAACGUGCCCUCUGUUUAUGCUGCUCUGAGUGACUGCAUCAUUGGGACAAAAUCGGGUGACGACGAUAAUUGCAUGACGGUGGCCAACUUUCUCGGUGUCGAAGCAAACAAGACUCCUUACGGGCUGAUUGCUCUUUUUGUGCUGAUCUCGAUUCAGUGCGAGAUCGUCAUUGCGCCAACUUAUCCGACUGUACUUGCUAUCCUAGCCGGCGAGCAGGGUCGUGCAUCGAGCCGACGCGAAGCAAUUGUGCGCGAUUUCUACCGCCGACGAACAGAGCAGUGGUAUACAAUGAAGAAGGAGAAGAAUGCAGCUAUUCAGCGUCUAAAAAUGAUUGUUUCAAAGCUCGUUCACAAAGUUGAGGAGCUGAUGGAUAUUGCACAGGGGCUUCACCAUAACUUGCCGCCAAUGGCACCGCUUAAGCCUGUUGCUACUGAUCGAACUCAGAAUUCAGCAACACUUUCGUGGCAGAAGCCAGCAGGCAGUUGCCACAAAAUCCGCUACUACCGCAUUUCGCGACAGCAGUUUCCGUCGCUCACUUUACUUGGUGAUUUUGGAGAUAUCGUAGAGAUCCGAGGCGGGUGUUGCGAGGCUAGAAUCGAAGGCCUACGUCCAGGAACGAGUUACCAGUUCAAAGUGUGCGCUGUUUCCCGGUUGGGAGAAGGUCCGUAUAGUUCUGCCAGUGACCCCAUCGCAACGUACUCGUUAAAUCUGAGUGGCACAACGACGGCAGGUUGGAUGAAAUACCAUCGGGAAAGUCUUCCGGCACCUCGUUUUGGCUUCUUGGUUUCCUGGAUGAAGGCAAUGUAUCUUCAUCGGUACGUCGUGCUCGACUCGAGUCACUUGGUGUUUUACCAAGACGAAGAAAGAGCGCUGAUUCACCGUAGUCGAAAACACAGGAAACGUUUGAAAACUUCGUUUAAAUGGCGCGAUGUUACUUCACUUAAACUGAGUGACUCGAAGGUGCAAUUCGACGACAUGUCACCAUCGCUGUACUGCUUUGAGAUUAUUGUACACCACGCUGGUCGCCGCGGGGAUAUCAAGUAUGUGUUCCAGUCAGAGCUGACGAAGGAGUUCAACAUGUUUCUAGCGGCCAUGGCUUAUGCCGUUCCUCGCGAAUCCUUGGAUGACAGCAUCAUCAGCUGCUUAAAGGACCGUGAUCUACCAAAUCCUCUGGAUACAGCGCUACCGGAUCGUGGUGGCGAUGUCGAGUCGAACUACGAUGAAACUAAGAGCGAAUGGAGUAGUGUGACUGGGGAUGGAAGCACACUUGGUGAUCCGGAAGAUGAAGAGUUUGAGAGCAAGGGCGAAUUUUUGUGGCGAAUUCCCUUGUACAGGCUUCUGUACGAUAUCCAAAACGCUGGUUUCAAACUGGAGACGACUCCAUACGAGGAAGAUGACUUGCAUGAGCCUUCUCUGUCAGAAAUUGUGCAGCUCGUCAUCAAUAGUGUACGCAGCGAGAGCGCCAACAUCUGCUGCUUGGCCCUGAUCAUCUGCUUCACUGUACAGGCGGACUUCCUGAAUAUGGUGUAUGUCGUCUCUGCUUUUGCGAUCUUGCUUGUUGAAAACCCGCGCCCGAGUUCGCCAGUUUGGACCCACUUGCUCGCUUACUCGUGCUGCAUCAUUGGAUUGCGGUAUGUGUUUCAGCUUUCAGUUUUCUGUACAGGAAUGAGUAGCCGUGGUUAUUUCUACCCGAGCUUCGAGCCGUAUUGCACGACGGUCACCGACGCAGCCGCCAACGCCAGGUCCAUCCAACCAAUGACGCUACUUGGAUUGUACAAGUUCGACGGCAUUGCGAUUGCGAACGUUACAUCAGUGUAUGACGGUCUCCAAUGGGACUUUUAUGUCGUGCUUCUUCUGCUGUGGCAUCGGCGAGAGCUUCGAAUGCAAGGAUUCUGGAGUGUAGCCUACAGUGGAGAUGAUGUUGGCGAUCAGGCCUCAUCGCGAUAUAAGUCGGAAGUGAUGCGAGAACUGCGGUCAUCUUUUCCUUCUUCACGCGACUCGAUCGAUGACGCUUUCUCUUACGACGACCCGGGGAGCGGGAAAAAGAUCAAGCAAGCCAAAAGCUUGCGCGGUCACGAGCCUGCUUCCUGGAGCAGCAGCAGGAAACCUUUGACAGUAGGAAGGGCGUCGAUGGAUGCCGGUGUUGUUCGUGUAAACGACUCGGAACUUUGUAACGAAGUUGCGACUCAGGUGUUACAGGAAUUGCUUGAGCAAGAAAAGCUGGAGACGGACACGAAGGCAGCAUUAGUUGCACCAUUCGAUGAUAACGUUGCGCGUUCUCCCUCGUCACGUCGAUCGAACGAGUAUCUUGACCACGCGUCCGGUUCUCCUAGCGUGGGGGGAGACGAUAUUGUGUCCAAGCAGGUAGACAUGGACGCGGAUGUAUCAGAAACCGGGUUUCAUGCUGGCGCCAAGAAGUCGUGGCUUGCCGAGACGUUCCCAAAACUGCACGCGUAUUUCCAGUCCGUCAUUUGCAAGCCACCCGCUCAGUGGGAUAAGGACAUACAAGUGGCUAUCACGGGUGAAAAACCUGGUCGCGACUUCUACACUGCAUCCCUAUCCGUGCUGCUGUUAUCAUCGAUGUAUGCAGUCAUCUUCUACAAGGAACUUGGUGAGGUAGAUUCGAGCGGUACGUCUGUAGCUGAUGCAGACAGUCGAGUAUCCUCAUCGUCACUACUUUCUGGCUAUCUCGUCCUGCUGGUGUUAACGGAGCUGAUCUUUAUCAUUUGGGACCGAGUGGCUUACGUCUGCUCGUCGCUUCAGUCCAAAGUGAUCCUGCAGCAUUCGUACACGUUCGUGCUCCACUUGGCCGUAUGGUAUUUGCUUCCAAGCGUCAGCAAUAUCUACCUUCAGCGACGGCCUGCACUUGUCGCGUUUUAUCUUUUCCAGUGUGUUUACCUCUGGUUGGGUGCACUGCAAAUACGUUAUGGGUACCCGGCGUAUCUCGGCAGCCGCUACAAUCACACGAAAACUACCCGUAUGGCAGCAAUAAGCGAGACGUUGUUUGGUCUCAUGAUGCUGGCACCGUUCCUGUUUGAGAUGCGGGCUCUGCUUGACUACCUGUGCAUGAAAACGUCGUUGAGUUGGCAGCAUUGGAUUCUUUUGGAAGACACUGCGGCACAUGUGUUUGGUGUAAAGGGUAUAAUGAAAAGACGAGUCGAGGAAGCAGACGUCCUUCAAGGCAAGAGGCGCCAGCCGAUGAGGACGAAAAUCAUGUCGGCCGGUGUGAUGCUGUUAUUUCUGCUGAUCUGCCUUGUUGGCCCGCUGGCCAUGUUUAGUUCCAUCAACCCCAGCACAACUGCAAAUGACGUGACGUUGACAACCGUUAAGUUUGGUAUUGAAGAUGCGAAGGAGACGAUGAACGAAUUGUACUCAAACAGCGACAGCAACAGCCCGUCGUGCGAGGUGGACCUGAAUACGGACAGCGCAUCGACACAGUGCAUUGAGUUUCAUGUGUUUUCCAACAACGCGUGGGGGCUUUCUCCUCCACGUAUGGACCUACUCGUGGCGCAGUUGCAGUCUACGAAGACGCUCAAGUGGACAAUCACCUUUACUUUUACGCGACCCGGUCCGACCAAUGCCGAAGUGAUUUCUGCCAAAUACUCAACUAGAAUGACGGAUGAACAUCGGAUCGCACUGAUCCCAAUGAUCAAGCAAACGGUAACGGAUGGCGAGGGCACGACAUUGCUUUCUGUUCAAAUUGAUGAUUUCUUUCCUGCUGUCGUGCAGCUCACGGCAAGUAGAGGCGUGCUGAAGCGUUCUACUCAGAUGCAAUCGUUGGCAGUCAGCAAACACUCGUUGAACGGAUCUACGUGGUGGAAUAUCGAGCCUGUUGUGAGCUCAAGUGGCUCGAACUACUGCUCAGCUACUUACCCGUUCUGCAUUGUAGCAGUUUCGGAUAGAAUCGUGCAAGGACUGACGACGCUUGGCAUUAGCUCGUACGGACUCACUGCUGUGUACGUUUUUGUGGUGGUCACGGUAGGCAGUGCUGUAAAGGUAUUUUUUCGCGGCAAGCUAUUCCGGAUCCAGUAUGACGAAUUGCCGGAUCCUGGAGACGUGCUCGAGCUCAUUGAGGGAAUCUACAUCGCACGGCAUGAGCAGUAUGUGGGGCACUUGAAGGAUGAAGUACGUCUUUUCGAGACGCUCGUGCGCGUGCUGCGAUCGCCAGAGACGCUGCUUAAGGUGACAGGCGUUAAUGUGAUCCACAUCCCGACUGCAAAGGAGAAGCUCGACUAA